Molecule: messenger RNA, 3085 nt
Organism: Nezara viridula (southern green stink bug)
Lineage: Eukaryota; Metazoa; Arthropoda; Insecta; Hemiptera; Pentatomidae
Source: the annotation of a GenBank genome assembly
UUUUAAAAUUUUAUAAGUUCACUUUAAUGUAGGGCAUACAACGAAUAAUAAUUUAAAAAAAAAACAAAUGACUUAAUAAGUCCUUAAAUAUUCAUUUAAAGGAUAUACAAUAAUAUGUAGAUGUAAGAAUCUUUUCCUGAGAGUAGUUUUAGGGAUCGCUCGAAAUUAUAUAUAAGUAGUGCCUGAAGCGCUUUUCUUAUCUAAGUUUCGGUGUCGGUCUUUUUCAAGGAGACCUACGGUACGACAGGUUUUACCAUGGCUGCUUGUAGGUUAUUUGGUGUUUUAGGAGAGAUUUCUAGAAACAAUAUAAAAUUUAUUUCAGCAGCAGGAUCAUCAAAAUGGAGAUUAUACUCUACAGCGCCAAAACACACAAGAACAAAAAUAGUCAACGAUGUUGCAGUCAUUACCUUAGAUUCUCCAAAUGUCAAGGUGAAUUCUUUAAAUGCCGAAGUUGUUUCGGAACUGGAAUUAGCAAUAAACAAAGUACGGGAUGAUCCAGCUUUGCGAGCCGCUGUAUUAAUAUCUGGUAAACCUGGCUGUUUUAUUGCUGGAGCAGAUAUAAGUAUGCUAGAGAAAUGUAAGACUCAAGAAGAAGUAAGAGAAAUUUCACAAACUGGUCAAAGAAUAUUAAAAGGAGUAGAAACAAUGAAAAAGCCUGUUGUUGCCGCCAUCAUGGGUGCUUGUCUUGGAGGAGGACUUGAAGUGGCAUUGGCUUGCCAUUACCGAAUAGCAGUUAAGGAAAAGAAAACUUCACUUGGUCUUCCUGAAGUAAUGCUUGGCCUGUUGCCUGGUAGCGGUGGCACUAUGAGGCUUCCUCAACUGACCUCAAUACCAACAGCACUCGACCUGGAACUGACUGGAAAGAGUGUCAGAGCUGAUAAAGCCAAAAAACUUGGAAUGGUUGAUCUUCUCAUCGAGCCAUUAGGACCUGGCUUGACUCCUGCUGAAGAAAGAACUAUGGAAUACCUUGAAGAAGUGGCUGUUAACACAGCACGUCAACUAGCAACUGGGAAAUUGAAAGUUGAUAGAAGCAAGAAAAGUUUAGUGGAUAAACUUAUGAAUAUGGCUUUGAAAUAUGAUUUUGUAAAAGACCAAAUAUUUAAUAAAGCUAAAGGACAAGUUAUGAAAAUGACAGGAGGUCUUUAUCCUGCACCCCUCAAGAUCCUCGACGUAAUCAGAACAGGCAUUGAUAAAGGUGAAGAAGCGGGCUAUAAAGCUGAAUCUGAAGGAUUUGCCGAAUUGGCCAUGACUCCACAGAGUAAAGGCUUAGUCGGGCUCUUCAGGGGCCAGACAGAAUGUAAGAAGAACAGAUUUGGAAAACCAGAGAAGAAAGUUCAGACUUUGGCUAUACUUGGUGCAGGUUUGAUGGGUGCUGGUAUUGCUCAAGUGACAGUAGACAAAAACAUCAAGACUAUUUUAAAAGAUACUUCACAGCAAGGCCUCAACAGGGGUAUAACCCAAAUCACUAAUGGAUUCGAUGGAGCAGUUAGAAGGAAAAGACUCUCAGCUUUUGAAAGAGAUCGUCACCUUGCCAACAUGGAGUACACUCUAUCCUAUGACAGUUUUAAAAAUUGUGAUAUGGUUGUUGAAGCUGUUUUUGAGGAUUUAGGAGUAAAGCAUAAAGUAAUUAAAGAGAUAGAAGCGGUUGUGCCUCCUCAUUGUGUUGUUGCUACAAAUACAUCUGCUCUAGAAAUAACCAAGAUAGCAUCAGUCAGCAAAAGACCAGAAAAAGUGAUUGGUAUGCAUUAUUUCUCACCUGUUGACAAGAUGCAGCUGCUCGAGGUGAUAACAACUGAUAAGACUUCCCAAGACACGGCAGCUUCAGCAGUUGAUGUUGGAUUAAGGCAAGGAAAAGUAGUUAUAACUGUGAAAGAUGGUCCUGGUUUUUAUACUACCAGAAUUUUGGCUGCCAUGUCAUCUGAAGCUAUGAGAAUUCUCCAGGAAGGUGUAAACCCUAAAGAUUUGGACAAAUUAUCAAAGAACUUUGGAUGGCCAGUAGGUAGUGCUACUUUAAUGGAUGAAGUAGGUAUCGAUGUCGCUUCUCAUAUCAGUGCCAAUCUCUUCACUGUUUUUGGAGAAAGAUUUAGUGGUGGAAGCAAAGAAUUGCUUAAAGAAAUGUCUGAUGCAGGAUUCCUUGGAAGGAAAGCAGGAAAGGGUGUCUAUAUCUAUAAGAAAGACAGUAAAGAGAAGACGGUAAAUGAAGGAAUAUUAACCCUUAUUAAUAAGUAUCACCUUGAACCAAAAGGUUUUCAGAGUGAAGAAGACCUCCAAUUGAGAAUGGUGUCAAGGUUUGUUAAUGAGGCCAUCCUCUGUCUACAGGAAGGCAUCCUUAAUGGACCUGUUGAAGGAGAUAUAGGUGCAGUGUUUGGUUUGGGUUUCCCUCCAUUUACUGGUGGACCCUUCAGGUUUGUCGACACAUUUGGUGCUGCCCGGUUGGUCGAAAAGAUGAGAGCUUAUGAACAAGCUUAUGGAGCCGCGUUUACACCUUGCCAACUUCUCCAUGACAAGGCCAAAUCUGGAUCGAAGUUCUUUUCUUAAUAGAACUGUAUGAUAUUUUAUAUUCAUAUAAAAACUUAUAUUUUUAGCGUUAUAUAAAAAUAUGAGUUUUUAUAGAAAAUCUCAAAUUCAUUUGGGAAAAGAAGUAGUCAGUAACAAAUCAAACAAAAGACUUAUUCCUUCUUGGAGAAAUCAAAUUUCUCCUUCCUGUCGACUAGUUAUAUUUAUAUUUUUAUAUAGUCUAUGUACAUUUUAAUAUUUUCAAAAAAUUAGUUGAACUGUAAUUUAUAUAUACAUUAAAAUGACUUUAUUUUUGAUUAAAUAAACUUUUUUAGUAUUUAUAUAUGCCUACAUUCAAUUAUUAACAUUACCUCUUAGUGAAAUAAUUUACAAAAAUUAUAUUUUCUGAAAUUAUUCGAUCAAAUAUGACAUUGAUUCGAAUGUUUCAAGUGUUCUUUCUUUGCUUUGUUAUUGUUAUUGUGACUGCAAAAAAAAAAAAAUAUAUGGAAAGUUAUUAGUGUUGGGGCAUAGUUUUUAUGGCCACAUUUGGUAAUUUUCUCUAUUUAAAUAAAGUGUUUACCUAUUGGAA